CAUUUUGCCCUCUCUGGACUGAUCAUUUACAAUAUACCGAAAAUAGACUAGUUGAGGCAGCUAGACGACUGAUCAUUUCAAAGUCUACACAGCUAACCUGCCCUACUGACCGCAGCGCGACCACCCAUCAACCCUUCUACGACCCUGUCCGUGGCCACCACCCUGUCGCCGGCUUCUCUCAUGGCCUACAGUUGGAGAUAGCUGUUGCGUGUGCAGAAGUACACUGGUGUCUUUCUCUGCACUUCUCUCUCUCCCGCUCGCUCUCGCUCUAAUUUGUUUUUUGGCGCAAAAAAAAAAAACUGACAGUCCAGCCUAGACCCAAAGGGGUUAAGGGUACUCGUAACGUACAACGUGGGCGAUAGCCUGAAGUGGCACACGCGGAUUCAUGACGCUCUUCCCUUUGGAAUUCCUCGCACUCAAAAAAUACUCCGGAGACAUGAAGAUCCGGCGGGUGCUUUUCCUUGUGGCGACACCUGGCAUGCAUCCUCUGGCCGCCACCGCCGCCACCGUUACCCCGAAUGCUAACACCAAGACUGCUAGCGGUGACCGGAAUAACGCUGGAGAGAAAACUGCACCUACCGCGGCAGGAGUCGGCGGUGCCUCCCGCGCGCAUCCCCACCUGGGCUCCUUGGCGAGUGAUCUCGACGCGUGUUCCACGGAGGCUAGCAGUUGCCUAGACGACCAAGUGUGCCUGGAGUGCAUGACGUCCUACGUGGACCACCCCCUGGAGUACCAAUCGUGCUUAGACAACUAUGUCACCGACUGGGCGUCUGCGACGGUGUGCGACGGAAGAGCAGAGCAGCCAUGCUGCGCCAACUUCGUUUCUGAGGGAAAUUGCCUCGAAAACGAACCCUUCAUAGAGUACUGGAAGUGCAACCUGGGCUUGUUCGACGGGUGCGUGGACUACGACAUGACCUGCCUUGGCACCGAGGGCAUGACCGAGGACCUGGGCCUCAACACCAGCACCGCCAGCACCGGCACCAGCGCUAGCAGUAGUACCAGCAUCGUGUCGGAUGCGGUGGUGGAGGAUGUUGCGACGGACGAAAGCGGGGCUGCCAGGAAAACCUUCGUCAUGGCCAACGUUGUCGUCGCGACGGCGUCUGCGCUGCUAGCAGGGAUUGCCGCAGUUGGCUCGUGGCUGGGUUAGGGAAACACACGCGAGAGCGGAUGGAUGCCGGAUAUUGCCCCCUCCAUGCGGAAGCCACGCCAGCGGCAAACGCGGCACCUAGGGGUCACACCCCGGCCGCCGCCCCUGCUGCCAAAUAUGUUCACCGUGUGUUGCUGUCGAGGCCAUGCCGAGUUGUGCUGUGCGUGAGGUUGUGUUGGCAGAUUUGAUCAUGGCAGCCGCGGGCAGCAACGACAACAUGGUGGGUGGUCGGUCAGCGUUCUGUCGAUGUUGCGUUUUCUCUUGUGGACGACGAAUUUACUCUUUUUGUGGCCACGUCCGUGUAUGGUGAUGCAUGCCUAUUGUUUUGGCGAUGUAUGGCAUUGAAACUCUAUGAUGUUUGGUCUGUGCUUUGGUUGCCAGUGUUGAGGCCUUUUACGAAGUUUUCAACGAGUACCAAGGUGAUUGGUUUUGCGAACCUCAGCGAAGUCUCCUGUCGGGAUUAGAUGUAUGUACGUGCAUUGGGUACUCUGCUACUUUUUCAAGCACUUUUUUGCAGCAUUCGUACAACUGUCCAUUGGUGUAUUUCCAUACCGUGUAUUCGUAUACUCAGCAUUGUUCGUAGCGCUGAAUGUACAUUCAUGUAUCCUCAUUAUAUUGAUUUAUUCCGUAGGCAACACUUGACUGUCUCUUUGCCUGGCUGUCCGAUAUCCUGUUCGGCUGUCUGUGUAUUUGUGAUGAUGUAUUUUCUGUCGCCGAUCAAUCGACUUGGUGGUGUCUUGUCUCAGUUUUUCUCUCGGUCUUGUGGGUGCCCGUUGGAAUCCAUAGAUCCCCCCACUGGUACAAGUGAGUUACGUCCGGACGGGUGGUGCGACCAACGCCGCCGCGGUGACGUAAAGGGUUUUCAUGUGGUAUCAACCUGCGAUCACAUGCCUUAAAUUGGGUAUUUUCUUCUGUUUGUUUUCUUUCCUGCAGCGUGCCCUACCAGUUGUCCGUUUCCUGACCACCGACGGCGUGCUUUUUUUCUUGCCCCGGUUCUUCUCCAAGUUUUGGAUGCAGCAACUUGUUUUCCAUUCCUGAGGGAUGAUUUUGUGGUUCGGGCCACCCCCCCUUGCUUGCGUCUUGUCCACGUCAUCGCGGGGGUAAAUAGACUUUCGGAUAGGUUUAGAUAGCUCGCUGCAGUAGUGAAGGAAAGUCGGUCUGUCUGUAUGUCCGCGUGUUGUGUGCUUCCAUCUGCGUCGUUUCUUUGUGGACACAACGGAUCAUGGACCAACCCCGGAUGCUUUCGAUCAUCGGGUGUUCUCCUGUAGACCUCUUGGGGUGCGAUCGGUUUGAGGAUAAAGAGAUUUCGGGCAUCACACUGCGAACAGGUAUCCCAUAUGUUGAAGUCGGGCUCAUAGAGGCGGUGGCGGGAACCGACGCGGAACAUCCAGGUCACAGCGGUGGCAACGGGGGGGGGAUGGCUG
This is a messenger RNA of Ectocarpus siliculosus, 2571 nucleotides long. The record is from the annotation of a GenBank genome assembly. NCBI's taxonomy places the organism in Eukaryota, Phaeophyceae, Ectocarpales, Ectocarpaceae.